Messenger RNA from Papaver somniferum (opium poppy), 1086 nucleotides. RefSeq lists its product as uncharacterized. Bases 1 to 1086 code for a protein of 361 amino acids. The record is from RefSeq and is a predicted model, not a curated record. Gene Ontology annotation, molecular function: nucleic acid binding. Lineage: Eukaryota; Viridiplantae; Streptophyta; Magnoliopsida; Ranunculales; Papaveraceae. The transcript has a single exon.
AUGAAAAGAUCUUUUACUACAUCAUCAGCAGUUGAGAAAAUUAGAAACAAGCAACCAAGAAUACAUUGGCCUGAUCAAAUUUGGAAAAAAAUUCUGCAUCCAAGCAUUGCUAGUAUUGUAUGGAAAAUUCAACAAGGGGUGUACACUGAUGAUGAGAAAUUAAACAAGAAAGGCUAUUCUCUUGUUUCUAAAUGUUGUAUCGGCCAGCAUCAUCAGGACAGUAUGGAUCAUCUCCUGUGGACCUGCAGUUUCAACAAGCAUAUAUGGCAAUGGUUAGUCACUAUUUUCCAAUUCCAAAUACCUACUUCCUUCUCAGACAUUCUCAAGUUUGCAAAACAUAAAAGCUCAAUUGUCAAACAAGCUUGGAUAACAACAGCAUGUGCAACUAUGAGAGAACUAUGGUUCCAAAAAAAUAAACUUAUUCAUGAGAACAUACCUCCAAAUUUGGAGUGCUUCAAAAGAAAAAUCAUGAGCUUAGUGUUCCAUGGUGGUUACAGAAUGGCAGGUACAAGAUGGGGGAAAAAUUAUAAUUCUGAAAUACUUCAAUUCUUUAACCUUGGUCAGAGAAAUAUGAAGUUCAAAAGAAUACAAGAAUGUCAGUGGUUCAAUCCAAAUGAAGGCUAUGUUUUAUUUUGUUGUGCUGGAAUGGCUGUUGGUAAUCCAGGUAUGGCUGGUUUUGGCAUUCUAGCUAGAGGUCAUGAUUUUCAGGUCAUUGCCACUGUCUCAGGUGGGACUGGUAUUGCUACUACUUACGUAGAUGAUGCACUAGCUGUUGUGUGGGAUAUAGAAUGGGCAGUUAAAUUACAAUGCAGCAAGAUAUUCAUCAGAUCUCACUUUCUUACAGUAAUAGAAGAUGCAAAAAAAGGUGUGAUUCCUUGGUGCUUACAAUCAAGAUGGAUGAAAGCCAAGAAGGAGAUUACUGAAACUAUCUAUGAACAAUCUUAUAAAGAAGUGAACUUUUCUGCAAUUGAGCUAGCUAAACAGGGUGCUAGAUUACCUCAGGGGUCUGUGGUAGUUAAUAGAGGGAAUCCUUCAUCUCUAUCUCAAAUAGAAUUACCAGGUAGAAAGUAUUAUAGAUUCUGUUAG